UAGGAGAUCAUUUCUCGUUCAGCAUUGCAACUGUGAGCAAUAGGCGGAUAAAUUCAAAUAAACUGGAUAACCCCAAAUAAGUGACUGUGAACUGAACUCUUCAAGGAAUUUGUGCUUGCGUUUUGUAAUCAAUGACUGUAGCGCAUUAAUUGAACAAUCAAUUUCAAGAGCAAGUCAAUUGUAAAAAGUUAUAGUGAAAAAACAGAAAUCGCCGAGAUGUCGGAAAAGAAUACUGAAAAAGUGGAUCCUGAGAAGAGCAAAGAGCUGGAAAAUGACAACGAUGCGGAUGGGAAUUCAGAUAGUACGGCGGAGGCGGCUGCCACGCCCGCCGAGGAAGGUCCUGCCACAUUCGAUAAGGCGAUCGAGGGAGCCGGGUUCGGGCUCUUCAACCUAAUGCUGCUCGUCGUCUCCAUUCCCGCCCAGAGUGCCGCCAUGUUCGAGUCCAGCUCCAUGUCCUACAUCCUGCCAGUGGCCGAGUGCGAUCUUCACCUGACUCUGGAGGACAAGGGCGUGCUGAACGCGGUGGCCUAUGCGGGCAUGACCAUUUCGGCCAUUGCCUGGGGUUAUCUGGCAGAUACCAAGGGACGCAAGAAGAUACUCUACUGGGGCUAUCUGAUCGAUGCGGUGUGCGUUUUUGGAAGUGCUUUGAGUCAGAACUUCAUGAUGCUGGUGGUGUUCAAGUUCUUGGGUGGCUUGGUGGUAAAUGGUCCAGCGGCCGUGCUCUUUACCUAUUUGACGGAGAUGCACGGACCCAAGCACCGAUCAUCCGUUCUGAUGAUCGUCGGUAUGGUGACGUCCACGGCUACGGUUUCACUGCCUCUUCUGGCCUGGGGCAUCUUUCCAAGAGAUUGGGACUUUCACUUCUGGGGCUUGGACAUCCACAGUUGGCAAAUUUUCCUGUUUGUUUUGGGCAUCCCAAGUUUGGUCAGUGGGCUGAUUUUUUGUGGCAUGCCGGAGAGUCCGCGGUUUUUGAUGGCCCAAGGACGAAACGAGGAAGCGUUGGAGGCCUUCAAGAAGAUCUACCAUGUAAACACCCGGAAGCCCAAGGAUACCUAUCCGAUCAAAGCCCUUAUACAGGAGGCACCAAACCGCAAAGCCGCCCGGGACGAGGUUAUCUACACCAUCGAGGAGAAGUCUGAAAAAGUGCCCUCGAAGCGACAGUCGCGCACCUUGGCGGAGAGCCUUCGAUCCGGUCUGCAGCAGAUGAAGCCGCUGGCCAGGAAGCCCCUGCUGGGACUGGCCCUCUGCUGCUACGUGAUGCAGUUCGGCAUCUUCCUGGGCAUGAACACCAUCCGGCUGUGGCUGCCUCAGCUCUUCGCCUCCAUGGCGGAGUACGAAGCCCUGCACGUCGAGGAUGGAGAGGACGCCAGCAUGUGCACCAUCCUGGAGUUCAGCGUCAAUCAGACGGCGAAGACCGCCCUGAAUUACGCCGACGCCUGUUCAGUGCCCAAGGUGAUCUCAAUGGACAUGUACCUGAAUAACAUUAUUGUCUCGGCAACUGGAUUUGUGGGUUACUUUUUUGCUGGUGGAAUCAUCCGUGCCCUGGGUCCUAAGCGAAUGUUGACUUAUGGACUGUUUUUGUCGGGCACGUUUGGCCUGAUACUCUAUUUCUCCGUAAGCAGUCUAAUGACACUUAUUGUGGCUGCCACCUUCCUCACAAUUACCGGAAUUGCAGUCUCCUCGCUUCUGGGAGCUGUGGUCGUCCUGUUUCCCACACAAUUAAGAACUGUUGUGGUUGCCAUUGCCAUGAUGUGCGGACGCUUUGGCGCCCUGACAGGAAAUUUACUCUUCCCCGUGUUCGUUCAGAUUGGUUGUUUGCCUCCAUUUAUAAUGGUCUCUGCAGUGCUGAUAUUGUCCGGCAUCCUCUCAAUAUUCCUGCCCAAUCCAGCAAAAGCGGCAUUUUCUUAAAGAGACAGGCUUCGUAACACGCGGUUGAAGUUCUACCCUAAACGAGACCUAUUGGAAUGAAUUUGUAAUGGCUUUGUUUUCAUCCAAAUCGGUUUCCUUCCAAUUUAAACCAGAUCUUGUGACAUUAGAUAAGCUUUUGUUUAGCUGUACAAAUUAGAGGUAACAAAUUAACUGGCUUAGAGGAGAUAGACGCUCAACAAAUAUUUAUAUUUACCUUAAGUAAUCAAACCAAAUAUAUCUUUAUUGUGGUACAAAUUA
Messenger RNA from Drosophila gunungcola (fruit fly), 2166 nucleotides. Its product is annotated as synaptic vesicle glycoprotein 2B. Bases 217 to 1908 code for a protein of 563 amino acids. Gene Ontology annotation, biological process: transmembrane transport. Lineage: Eukaryota; Metazoa; Arthropoda; Insecta; Diptera; Drosophilidae. The transcript has 9 exons. Gene Ontology annotation, molecular function: transmembrane transporter activity. The record is from RefSeq and is a predicted model, not a curated record.